CCAGAAUUUGCUGAAUUUGAAGACGCGUUACCUCAUUUCUCACCUCCUCCCACUGCAUUACAUACGAUGGAUUCGGAUAAUGAACGUCAAAGUAAUAUUGAAAUCAAGGCCUUGCCUUCUGAUCCUCCUGCAAUGAAUCUCAACGGUGAACAACAUUCUCCUCAACAACAACAAUCAGAAUCGAAUCCCAGCAUACAUGAUCAACAGGAAAUGCGCUCAAUUUCAUCUCAUCAACCUCAACAAUCUGAAGCUAUGGUGUUUGCUAUGCAGGCCGUGGAGAAUAUGUUGCAAGACGAUACUAUGAUGAAUACUGAAAAUCAUGACCCACCAGUUACUUUAUCGGAACAUAAGUUAUCACCUCAGCAAUUACCAGCAAUUCAAUCUUAUGACAACACUCUAGAAACUUCCAAACCACCAACUACACCUCAACCUGCAGUUUUGGCAACUUUAGCUGAUACCAAACGUCCAUCCUCUGUCCAAUCUAUAGACUCUAAUCAAAUUCGAUUCAAACCUGUUCCCAAUCCGGCUUUUUCACGCAAGAAUGAUUCUACUGUUCUUAACGAUCCACCUGCUACCGACAAUUCUAUCAAGAAAGAACAACAACAACAAAUCUCCUCAUCUGACGACAAUGAUCAUCAAUUAGCCGAACUGAUAUCAACAGCAGCUUUGGUGGCUGCAGGAAAUGAUGAUGACAAUCAACAAUCAGAUAUAGCAAAGAAAGAGGAUGAUGCUAUCAAAGACGAAGUUGUCAACAACAAAAAUAUUACGAAAAGCAAUGAUGACCCAAUCAAUUUGACGGAUGAUGAAUCAGAAGAUAGUUACAAACUCCCUGUACGAACUCCUCCCAAAGACGAAAAAUGGGUAAUAUCAUCUAUUCGACGCCCUCAGAUGGUGCCUGUACGAUCUACGAACGCCCGUGUAUAUGAUGGAACAACAAAUUCUCGUGGAAGUAUGAUUCGAUCUAGCGCUAUCAUUGAUGCCAACGUAGAACAAACACAACAAUCUACUAGUGAUCAACAUUUACCACAGCAACAACAACAACAACAACCAUCACCGGAAGCCAAUGUGACAGGAAAGUUGAAUCGACCUCAUCCCCCUCUCAAAAUCGAUAUUCCCAACAAAAAUGAAACCAAAGCAGCUGCACAAGAAGCCAUUGCAGCAGGUCGCGCACACACUCAACAUCAUUCUCAAUCUGCAUCUCAACAAAACCAUACUCAAUCUUCUAAUUUUCAACACCAUUCUCAACAGCAACAACAACAACAACAACAACCAACAACAACAACAACAACAGCAACAACAACCUGAAGGUGGAUUACAUCGUUAUGGAAGUGUAUCUGGUCCUAGAGUGGCUCCUGAUAUUAUCGCAUCAGGUAUAGAUACUGAUAUUGGUGGAAAAAAUAGCAGCAAAAAUGGAAAGGAUUUCAGCAAAUUCAUGAAGGGUGUACUCAAAUCUAACGAUGGUCGACCAUUUUCAAGUGACGUUACAAUGAACAAC
Halteromyces radiatus is the source of this 1495-nucleotide messenger RNA. RefSeq lists its product as uncharacterized. The coding region runs from base 67 to 1305 and encodes 412 amino acids. The transcript has 2 exons. The record is from RefSeq and is a predicted model, not a curated record. NCBI's taxonomy places the organism in Eukaryota, Fungi, Mucoromycota, Mucoromycetes, Mucorales, Cunninghamellaceae.